This is a messenger RNA of Arctia plantaginis, 801 nucleotides long. NCBI's taxonomy places the organism in Eukaryota, Metazoa, Arthropoda, Insecta, Lepidoptera, Erebidae. The record is from the annotation of a GenBank genome assembly.
AUGUUUGCUUUAAGAGUGUCCGUUCUCGUUUGGGGAAUGGUAGCAGCCAAAACCUCCGAGAAAUUCUUCCAAGAAAACCGUCGCCUGGCGAAGACUAUAGUGGAGGCUCUACAGGACCAGCAGUUCGAUGACGAAGUUCUGUUUGACAUGAAGAAGGAGAAUCAGGUCUACCUGAACAGGACUAUGUCACUCAUCAUUAAAUAUAUUGUGAAAAGGGAAGUAGACAAUUAUCGCUCUCGACGCACCGAUGCCAUCAGUCGCCGUAUUUAUACCUCGCUCGUCAUGAAACUUAUCGACAUCGCAAAGGACCUGCCCAGAAACACCUCGUACCAAAAUCGUAUUGACACGGCUCACCGCUACUACAUGUCGGUGGAAAGUCGUGAUAUGCACGACCAGAUGGCAGACAUCCAGGUGUUCCACGCAUGCGCACGGCUCUACGACAUCAUGUUCACUGCUCCUAGAAUCUUAUCAGCACUGGGCAAAUUUGACGAUCUGACUCCCAGGAGCUUAGUCAGGAAACUGAAUGAUAUGGAGAUCAAACCCGUACACCUGGGAGUUGCACUACUAAUUCAGUAUCACCUCCGUAGUACCGUGAACUUUGCGCUUCGCACGAAGACCCUGGACGUGUUAUCGACUAAACCGCAGGAUGUUGGUCCUCAAGUGAUCGACAUGCUUAAAUCACUGGCGACCAGAUUGUUGCCAGUUGCAGAGCUCCUGGACAUACACCUGGCGCACUCCAGCCCAGCUUUCAAGGAUACCUGUCCUUCCACUUGGCUCGGCAUUGUUAAUAAUAAAGGAUAA